AUGGGAAAUGUAUUUGCCGGAGCACCAUGUAAGGAUUUUCCAGCUCAAUUAAGCAAAGUUCCUGGAAAUAGGCAUGAUACCUUGAAAAAUCCAGGUACAUUACAAGAUAUCAACAAACGAACAAAAGAUCUGUGGCCCACACUCUUCGAAGGUGCAAAAAUUCUGGCAUGUAAAGCAAUAAGUCCUCAUAUAAGCAUCAAACAUGCUUUUCACAUGAGCUCUGUCUACCCUAGUGGAUAUAGAUUUGGAAUAAGUUAUUGUGGUGCCAAGUUUCCAGAAAUCAGGGCAGGUCCUUUGAUAUAUGGAGAAUUUAGUCCUAAUGGAGACUUCAGCGGAGUUAUAUCUCACAAUUUCACUGAUCGUUUAGCAUUCAGAGGAUUUACUCAAAUGCAUCAACAGAAGCAAAUUAAUGAGAGUUCGUUUUUUUUAGACUAUUUUGGUAAUUCAUACACUGGUUCUUUUUAUGUGUGUGAUGUUCAUCGUAUGUAUGAGAGUGGAUCGAUAUUAUUACACUAUCUACAAAAAUUAACUAAUAGAAUAGCAUUAGGAACCGAAUUUACUAUGAGAUGGGAUGGCAGUCAAAAUAAAGAAGAAUUUACAAUGUUAUCAUUGGCAGGAAGAUAUUGUUCUAACACCAGUAUGUUAUGUGCCACAGUAAGUCCCCAUGCGCUUGAUGUAUAUUUUUAUCAAAAAGCUAAUGCAAAGUUGCACAUUGGGACUGAGUUAAGUAUAAAUCUGAGGACCAACAAAUCUAGUGCAACUAUAUUAUAUAGACUUGAGAUGGACUCAAUAAUUUUCAAAGGUUUGAUCAAUUCUGAUUGGAAUGUCGGAGCCACAGUAGAAAAAUGCAUGUGCAACAUGCCGAUUAGCUUAAUUUUUAGCGGUUUGAUGAAUCACAAUAAUGGACAAUUUCGAAUGGGUAUAGGCAUGCAAACUGAAUGA
Molecule: messenger RNA, 942 nt
Organism: Ctenocephalides felis (cat flea)
Lineage: Eukaryota; Metazoa; Arthropoda; Insecta; Siphonaptera; Pulicidae
Product: mitochondrial import receptor subunit TOM40 homolog 1-like
Exons: 1
Coding region: 1-942 (313 amino acids)
Biological process (GO): protein import into mitochondrial matrix
Cellular component (GO): mitochondrial outer membrane translocase complex; mitochondrial outer membrane
Molecular function (GO): transmembrane protein transporter activity
Source: RefSeq, a predicted model, not a curated record